Sciurus carolinensis (gray squirrel) is the source of this 3481-nucleotide messenger RNA. RefSeq names its product nuclear receptor coactivator 4 (gene Ncoa4). Gene Ontology annotation, biological process: response to hormone; intracellular iron ion homeostasis. The coding region runs from base 144 to 2021 and encodes 625 amino acids. The transcript has 10 exons. The record is from RefSeq and is a predicted model, not a curated record. NCBI's taxonomy places the organism in Eukaryota, Metazoa, Chordata, Mammalia, Rodentia, Sciuridae. Gene Ontology annotation, molecular function: transcription coactivator activity.
AGCGUGGCGAGAGGCGUGGGAGGAAGGCUCUGCUCUCGCGAGAACUCUGCCUUUGAACCCAGGUCUGUAUCCAUAGGUGUCAGUCCAUCCAGGAUCCCCUCGGUUCCUCCGGAGAAGCUCUUCGAACUGGAACAGUGAGCAGAAUGAAUACCUCCCAGGACCAGAGCAGCUGCUCCAGUAAUAGAGAAGCCCUUUUGAGAUGUAGUGAUGCACGGAGGGACUUGGAGCUUGCUAUUGGUGGAGUUCUUCGGGCUGAACAGCAAAUUAAAGAUAACUUGCGAGAGGUGAAAGCUCAGAUUCACAGUUGCAUAAGCCGUCACCUGGAAUGCCUUCGGAGCCGUGAGGUAUGGUUAUAUGAACAGGUAGAUCUCAUCUAUCAACUUAAAGAGGAGACACUUCAGCAGCAGGCUCAGCAGCUCUACUGGUUACUGGGCCAAUUCAACUGUCUUAUCCAUCAACUGGAGUGUACCCAAAACAGAGAUCUUGCCAAUCAAGUCUCUGUGUGCCUGGAGAGAUUGGGCAGUUUGACCCUGAAGCCUGAAGAUUCGACUGUUCUGCUCUUUGAAGCAGACACAACUGCACUGCGCCAAACCAUCACCACCUUUGGGUCCCUCAAGACCAUUCAAAUUCCUGAGCACCUGAUGGCUCAUGCUAGUUCAUCAAAUAUUGGGCCCUUCCUAGAGAAAAGAGGUUAUAUCCCAAUGCCAGAGCAGCAGAAGUCAACAUCCAGCAGCACGACUGUACCUCUCAACGAAUGGCUUCUUGGAAGCAAACCUACCAGUGGUCGUCAUGCUCCUUACCUACCCAGUACCAACCUCCAGGACUGGCUGUCCCAAAAACAGACCUUAGAGAAUAAUCAGACUUCUGCGAGAGCCUGCAAUUUCUUCAGUAAUGUCUGGGGCAACCUAACGGGCUUAGAAAACUGGCUCCUCAAGAGUCAGCAACAAGUUGUUUCUGGAAAACCAAAUUACCAAAAAUUUAACAGCCGUUCUACCACCAGUUCUUUCUCCAUUGAAGUUGAAAAGGUUGAAGAUCUAGAGUUCCCUGAUCAAAAUGAGAUGGGGUUGUCUGAUUGGCUGGUGACUCCCCAGAAACCCUUCAAGUUGGAGAAGCCUGAGGAUGGCAGCCGUGAAGCCAAUGAGAAGUUUAAGGUCUUAUUCCAGGUGUUCCAGGAGCCCUACAGUGUGAAUGAUUGGCUUGCCAGGCCUGACUCCUGUACCAACUGUUGGGGCAACCAGCCCAAAGGUGUGGAGAUUGAAAACUUGGGCAGUCUGAAGUGCUUGAAUGACCACUUGGAGGCCAAGAAACCACUGUCCACCCCCAACCUGAUUUCUGAGGAUUGGCUUGUUCAGAAUCAUCAGGACCCAUAUAAAGUAGAAGAUGUAUGCAAAGCCAAUGAACCCUGCACGAGCUUUGCAGAAUGUGUGUGUGAGGAGAAUUGUGAGAAGGAAGCUUUGUGUAGAUGGCUUCUGAAGAAAGAAGGAAAGGAUAAAAAUGGGAUGCCUACGGAACCCAAACCUGAGCCUGAGAAACAUAAAGAGUCACUGAAUAUGUGGCUUUGUCCUUCCAGAAAUGAGGUAACAGAACAAGCUAAGGCACCAAAAGCAAUGGCUUCUUCUAAAAUUGCUGAUUCCUUUCAAGUCAUAAGGAACAGUUCCUUGUCAGGGUGGCUUGUCAGACCCUCAUGCAAAGAAGGAAGUUCCAAGGAAGUUCCUAGUACUGACAGAGCUGGCAAACAAAAGCUUAAAAGCCCCAUUAUUUCUUCCUGGUGUCCCUUUAACACUGCUGACUGGGUCUUGCCAGGAAAGAAAGUGGGAAACCUCAGCCAGCUAUCCUCUGGAGAAGACAAGUGGCUACUUCGAAAGAAGGCCCAGGAAGUAUUUCUUAACUCACCCCUUCAAGAGGAACAUAAAUUCCCCCCAGACUGUUAUGGCCUCCCAGCAGUUUGCGAUCUCUUUACCUGUAUGCAGCUUAAAGUUGAUAAAGAAAAGUGGUUAUAUCGAACUCCCCUACAGAUGUGAAGGAAUGGACUACUACAGUCAAGCAGCUUCUCUGCAAAUUAUCACACAUCCAUGAAUUGGGUGAUUGCAGCUUGCCAAAUCAUUGUGUUCCUGGGUCUGACCAGUUAGCUUAGUUUCUUUCCUAAUUUUGAAUUGGUAAAGAAAAAUCUUCAAUUAUGAGUUUCUUUGUAAAAGAAAGAGGCUGUUUGUUGAUGCUGAGGUUAUUCAUUUCCUUCUUACAGAAGUAUUCACUUAAUUUGCCCCCACACUACAAACACAGCAUCUCAGUGAACAGGUUGUCACCAGUUUCCAUGGCUCCUUAGAUUGGGUUGUUAACUACAAGUACAUAAACACAGUAGUUUUAAAAGUGAAUAUUUCUGUACUUAAAGUGUGUUGAUGUAUUCUGAAGCUAGUAAACUUCCCUAAUGUUUUGAUUGCCCUUUAGAUGCUUCUUUUGCUGUGGGUUUUCUAUUAGUCGUCUGAAAUGAUUAUUAAUAUAUAGCAUAUUUCACAUAAUUAACCUUGCCAAGUCAUUUAUUUUCUAACCAAAAUGUAUUAGUAAUCUUGACAAUUUUUGACAUUACCAAAUGUUUUAGCCUAAAUGUCAGUUCUACACCAGUUUUCAUUUGAAAUUCAGCUGCUGCAAAUUUUGCCUUUAUUCCUUUCUGUGAAUUUUAAAAGUACCCAGUAAGAUAAGUUUGAAGAUUCAGUUAUUAUUAUUUAAAGACCAUUUUCAGGAUAAUGCAAUCCUUUUUUCCAGUAUUCUACAAACCCAUAUGCUUUUUGAGCCCCAGUGUUAACUAAGCAAAAAAUAGUACUUGAACUAUUAGCUAUCCUAGGGAUUAUUGGUGCAUCCUGUGUAAUGGAAGCUGAGCUUGACACCUGGUGCUUUUGACUAGGGAAAAGUCAAUGUCCUAUCACUGUAAGCACAGCAUUCCUGUACCUCCAUAAGUAUGAUGCAGUGACAUUUUAGUGCAUAGGCUGUUUUCAACCCUUGUGCCUUGGGUGUUUAUUGAAGCUUUAUGAAAAUAUUAAUAUUUUCUCAAUAUUGUUAGAGUCAUGUCCAUGCUUUAAAGUUUCUCUGUAGGAGGUGGGAUUUAUGUUCUUUUAAAAGUCUCUUGAGGUCUUAGCUGCAUUCUAAAAACUAUUAUGCCUCUUAACUGCCUAUGCUAUUGGAAAUACUUUUGGGGAAAUUCCAUGGUCCCAUAGUGACAUUGCCAUUCAGCAUCAUGGGAAUUCUUUAAACCAUAGCUCAAAAGAGCCUCAUUAUUUCUUCCUACCAGAAAUUAUUAUGAAGGUGGUUGGUAAAAACAAGAAGUCUUUCCAAUAUCUUAGGUUGUAGGUAGUUUCUUUUUGAGGUCUAACACACUAUCUUACAUGAUCAAAAUGUAAUUUACAUUAAUCACUAUACUAAUGAGUAUGUAAAACAUUCUUUUGCAAUGAUGCAUUUUAUACCUCUCCCAUUAAAAGCAUAAUAGCCA